Aspergillus puulaauensis is the source of this 1497-nucleotide messenger RNA. RefSeq lists its product as uncharacterized. The record is from RefSeq and is a predicted model, not a curated record. The transcript has 2 exons. NCBI's taxonomy places the organism in Eukaryota, Fungi, Ascomycota, Eurotiomycetes, Eurotiales, Aspergillaceae. The coding region runs from base 1 to 1497 and encodes 498 amino acids.
AUGGUCGACUUGCGACGUCUGUUUGGAGGCCCUUCUGCAAAAACCCCACCACCCUUGGUGGAGGGUGACGAAGUCUACCCCGUACAUAUGCUAGACGAUACUAAGGCGCUCCGAGACAUUGUCGUUGUAUGGACGCUGCGCUUCAACGACGUACUGGACGCGGAGAAGCUGCACGCUUCACUGUCCAAACUGUUAGGGAUUGGAGACUGGAGAAAGCUUGGAGGUCGGUUGAGACUAAAGGAGAAUGGGCAUUUGGAAAUACAUGUCCCGCAGCCCUUCACCGAAGACAGACCUUCCGUCUCUUACAGCCACCAAACCCUAGCCGUGGAUAUCGAAGACCAUCCGCUGGCGAAGACUCUCCCAAAAGCUACCGAGGUCCCGUCCAUUCAGCCUGGGCCUGAGAGUUUUCGAGCCUUUGCGGCACCACAUGAUGCGCCAGCUACGCUCGAAGAUUUCAUCUACGACGACAAACCCCAGCUGUCGCUAUUCAUCACUUUGUUUAAUAACGCAACACUCGUGGCACUCUCAUGGCCACACACUCUUAUGGAUGUGAUGGGCCAGCAGGCGCUCCUGCGUGCCUGGUCCCUGGUUCUAGCCGGCCAGGAGUCAGAAGUACCGCCCAUGCUCGGUGCGAGAGAGGACGUGCUAUACGCAGCCGCAGACACAGCCGUGGAGAAAGAGGAGUUCAAGUUAGGGCAAACGCGGUUGAAAGGAUGGGCCAUGCUGAAGUUCGGGCUGCGAUAUGCCUGGGAUCUGUGGUGGGACCGCUCCGUCGAAACGCGCACCAUCUUCUUACCGAAGAGAGUGGUGGCCGAAUUGCAACUCCAGGCGCAGCGUGAUCUGACCGCCCAGGGUGACGGGGAAGAGCGGCCCUAUUUGAGUGAGGGCGACGUGCUAACAGCGUGGGCAGUGCGCGCAGCGGCUUCCUCAUUUCCGCAGCCCCGGCCGGUGACGGUGCUCCAUCCGCUCAACACACGAUUCCGACUUCCAUCACUGGUUCAGGCGUCGGGCGUUUAUGUGCAGAACAUGGCAGUGGCAGCUUUCACAUUCCUGUCUUCCGAGGUAGCGAGGGGCCCUCUUGGGCUCAUUGCUCUGGUAAACCGGCAACAUCUCAUGGACCAAUCGACAGAGGCUCAGGUGCUGGCCUUCCUUCGCGAGCUGCGACGGGAAUCGAAUUCGGCCAGUGACCCGGCGCUGCUCUGCGGCGAGUCUGAUGCAUUGCUGAUGCCCUUCACCAACUGGACACGGGCGGAUCUCUUUACAACUGCCGACUUCAGCCCCGCAGUCGUACGUGUCGGUGAGAUCGGCCAGUUGAGGAGUAACCCGCCUGGCACCGUGGUAUUCCACCACGCGCAAUCGAUGCGUCAGAGCCCGAUCGUCAGGAAUGUGAUCGUUGUGCUAGGCAAGGACCGUGGCGAUAAUUAUUGGCUGACUGGAACCCUGUUGUCAUCGGCCUGGGCCAAAAUUGAGGAGGGGAUAAAUAAUAUGCAACAAUAG